CACGCGUGUACUGAGUAAUUGAUGAGAAUAAAGUCACGCAUAAAUAAAGUGACGGAUACUACGUGGAAAGGAAAGAGGGACGGCUACCCGAAGUGUAUCCUACUACGUUACGUGUCAAGCAUGUGGUAUCGUGGUAAAGGAGCGGCUUUCGCGUAGCGCCUUGUCCGCGUAUCCGUCGUCUCGCAUAUGUACGGAGCAAAAUGUGUUGAGAGGAGCAGUUAAUUUCCACGAUAAAUUAAACGUCGACGAUAUUUCUGCUCGCGUCAGGAUUUCAUGGGGCUUUCGAUUGCGAAUAUGUUUUGAAGAGAAGAUGCCAUCUGAAACAGAUGCCAUGGGCAGUGUUUUCAAGGAAGAAGAGGACACUGAGAAAUCUAACGAGCAACCUGUCUCAUUAAUGACCUUAAAUUCUGAGAAUAAAGACUCGAUUGUAUCUGCGAAACAUAUAGAUACUCAUCUGGCCAAUGCUAAUGGUGACAGGGUAUCCACAUCAGAUGAUAGAACCAAGUUCUUGAACUCGACUGAUGAAGAUGCAGUAUCUACGACAAGUGAUAGCUUUGUAACGACAAAUAACUUGCUUGAAGCAGAGAAUUUAUAUUCCCAAUCUAAGACAACAGAUAGAUUUUCGGUACUGGUUAAACAAACUGAAGAAAAUGAUGAUAUAGGUACUACAUGCAACAACGUGGUACAAAAUUUGAGUAAAAAAUCAAUUUUUCUUGCUCAUAGAAAUUUAUCCAGAAAGAAAGGCUUGUUAGCAGAGAACAUUUCUGAAAUUCAUUGUGAUGCUUCAGAAUUGGCAGCCUGUUCUAACAAUAUUCCAGAUGGGAAAGCUUAUGGAUUUGAAAAGAGUUAUAAUAUUGACGUAGAAGAAUGCAGUAAUGAAUCAAAUACAGGGAAUCUGUGUAAUAAUAAUACAGAUGUUUCAUCGGAUACUAGGCACAAAUUGAUCCAAGAGACAAUACCCUUACACAUUUGCAAACAGUCUUUAAAAGAUGAUGAUUCUGAUACGAGUCAUUUAAGUCUUGUGAAUAUAUUAUUAAAAACGUCUAGCAAUGACGAUAAAGAUUGCAAGAUAGAUCAUGAAAGUAAUGAAAGUAAUUUACCGGUAGAUGGAUUAACGUCUCUGUCUUUAGAUAUAUCUAAAGAAUCGUUAAAUUCGCAAAGUGCAACUUCAGCUAAUUAUAGUGAUGCGACUAAUGAUACAAAAAUAUCUUUAAAUAUAUUAGACAAUAAUAAUAAAAAUUCGCUUGAAAAUGACGAAAAUGAAUUACCCAGUUCAUCUAAACAUGUAAUUUGUAAAGAAAUGUCAACAUCACAAGACGCGGGACGUGCUUCUUUAUGUCAUGAUUCUGUGAGUAUAAGUAAACCGUUUAAACUGCCAAUCUUAGAAAAAAUGCCUAAAACUGCCAGUGUUCAACAAUCUGAGAUUGAGGAGAAUGCAGUAGCACUUUUGGACUCGUCGUUUACCAGACAAAAUCAAUUGGAGAGAAUUCGUUGCCUAGAUUCGGAACCUCGUUCAUCGAACAGCAGCGAGGAAAGUAAUUCAGAUAUAGAGUUGCAACAUGCGAGUAUAAGUAACAAUGAUAUCAAAAAGAGACAGUGCAGACCCAACGGAGUUGUAACAAAGGAAGGAGCAGAAUAUUAUCAGCUGUGGCGUAGCACAGGUGGUCAUUUGUCUCCCGAAUCGUUAUACGAAACUCUCUAUCCAAUGCCACCACCACUUCCACCAAGAACAGCACAUCGACCAUUACAUAGAAGUAAUGCUUUACCAAGCGGCGCACCAGAGUUACCUAAACGACAUCAAAAGCAUCCAGCGCCAUUACAUCCUGAAGAUUGUUUUGGAUUCGAGAUUGUAGACGUUGAUGAAGCGUCAAACCUUAAGUUAAGGACAGCAGUUACAAAAAGUAUCGCUCUAUUAAGUUCACCGAGAUCACACAGACAACGAGAAAGGCCAGAAUUGACAAUAGCUAGUCAAAUGGAGUGUCCGCCCACACCCACACAUCGACCCAGACCUUUAUGUCCAUUACCUGUAUGCCAAACGUCAAACGUAUCUUUAUCCUCAGAAGAACCUCUACCUCCAUCAUGGGAAGCGAGAAUAGAUAGUCACGGCCGAGUAUUUUACAUAGAUCAUAUCAAUCGAACUACAACAUGGCAAAGGCCAAACUUGACGACACGUAAUACUGGUUCCGAUUUACGAAGACAACAAUUAGACAGGCGUUACCAAAGUGUACGACGAACUAUUUCGCGUUCUGAUAACAUAGAUCGCGAAGCUAACGGUUCAAACGGCAAUCUUUUUGAUAAUAGCGAGCGGCAGAAUGAUCGUACUGAUAGAGGCGAAUCUGAACUAUUCGAUAUCAGCACAAUACCACCGGUAUUAUUUCUAACACGGCCUGACUUUUUUACCGUACUGCACACCAACGCCGACGCCAUGGAGGUGUACAACCGUAAUCCAAGUUUAAAACACAUGAUCAAUAGAGUUAGAAGAGAUCCUGUAGUUUUUCCAAGAUAUGAACAUAAUAGAGAUUUAGUUGCCUUAAUUAAUGUUUUUGCUGAUUCGAACAAAGAACUCCCAAGAGGGUAUGAAUCUAAGCUCGAUAGAACAGGCAAAAGAUUUUUUAUAUGUCACGCUAGAAAGGCUACGUCUUUUAUCGAUCCACGAUUACCUACAGAAGCUGCUCAUAUACGGACGUUGCUAGAUGAAGCUCCUCUUCCGCCGCCCAGACCGCAACAAUCGUCUGUAACUGCUACUCCUGAAAUACCUGUAGCCUACAACGACAAAGUAGUUGCUUUUCUACGUCAGCCUAAUAUAAUGGAUAUCCUAAAAGAAAGACAUUCUGCACUAGGACAAAAUAUCGCGCUUCGAGAGAAAGUUAAUACCAUAAGAGUCGAAGGAACUGUAGCGUUACAAAGAUGGAGUCAUGAUGUUCCUUUAGCAUUAUUACUAAGUCUAUUUGAGCAAGAAAUAAUGUCCUAUGUACCUGGUAGUAUUGGUAGAUCUCCGCUUGGUAGCCCGCAUGCAUCACCUGGAUUGACAAGGGCUUCUGCCAGAGCUCCCGCACUGUACAGAAGAGAUUUCGAAGCUAAACUUCGAACUUUUUAUCGAAAGCUAGAAAGCAAAGGUUAUGGACAAGGGCCAAGUAAAUUAAAAUUACACAUCAGGAGAGAACAUUUACUCGAAGAUGCCUUUACGCGUAUAAUGGCUGCGUCAAAGAAAGAUCUGCAGAAAGGUAAACUAGUGGUCAUCUUUGAUCAUGAAGAAGGAUUGGAUUAUGGUGGACCGUCCCGAGAAUUUUUCUUUCAUUUAUCACGCGAACUAUUCAAUCCUUAUUACGGAUUGUUCGAAUAUUCAGCUAAUGACACUUACACGGUACAAAUCUCGCCAAUGUCGGCUUUCGUGGAUAACUAUCACGAUUGGUUCAGAUUUUCGGGCAGAGUUCUGGGCUUAGCAUUGGUUCACCAAUAUCUACUCGAUGCGUUUUUCACGAGACCAUUUUACAAGGCGCUUUUAAGGAUACCGGCGAGUUUGAGUGAUCUGGAGAGUUUAGAUCAGGAGUUUCAUCAGAGUUUAAUGUGGAUCAAAGAAAAGGACAUAAGUAUCGAACCAUUAGAAUUAACCUUUUCAGUAACAGAGGAACUCUUGGGACGAGUCGCUGAACGCGAGUUGAAGCCAGGUGGGAGAAAUAUUGCGGUUACUGAAAAGAAUAAAAAGGAAUAUCUCGAGAGGGUAGUACGUUGGCGUCUUGAGCGUGGCGUCGCAGAACAAACGGAAUCGUUGGUUCGCGGCUUUUAUGAAGUGGUGGAUCCGCGUUUAGUGUCGGUUUUCGAUGCCCGCGAGUUAGAGCUGGUUAUUGCGGGUGCAGCUGAAAUUGACCUAAACGAUUGGCGAACACACACCGAAUACAGGAGCGGUUAUCACGAUGCGCAUCCGGUAGUAGAGUGGUUCUGGAGCAGCAUAAGUCGAUUUACUAACGAACAACGUCUAAGAUUACUGCAAUUCGUUACCGGCACCUCAAGUAUUCCAUACGAGGGAUUUGCGGCUUUGCGUGGAUCGACAGGACCAAGGAAAUUCUGCAUAGAAAAAUGGGGGAGACCAAAUAGUUUGCCAAGAGCUCACACGUGUUUUAAUCGCUUGGAUCUUCCGCCUUAUCCUACGCCCGAGAUUUUAUACGAAAAGCUGCUGUUGGCUGUAGAAGAGACAAAUACAUUUGGUAUAGAAUAAAGCGAUGAAUUGAAUUUGUAAUUAUAAAGAAUUUGUACAAUUGAUAGGAUUAUAACUAUCCAGAUUGCAUUUUCUGCUAAAAAGAAUAGGACAAGAAUUUGUAUAGGCCUAUAAUAGAGUUUAUAAAUUAUGUGGAUUAUUACUAAUUCAAUUUAUUAAAAUCGAAUAUGCGAUAUAAAUAACUAAACAAUCUGCAGCUUCACAAUCUCUCAGAAUUUUGGUCAAACGGUGUAUUUAAUUUAUUAUGUGAAAUAACAUAAUUGAAUUCUCUCUUCAAACUUUCACGAAUCUAUGUCGUUCGGUGACUAUAAAAGUUCACGCUUGUUGAUGCAAUCGUUACGUACAUACUAGGAUCUCGUAAAUCUCAAAAUGGUUCUUUUUCAGCUUUUCUCAAGUUAGCGGAGCUAAUCUUUUAUGUUUCCAAAUUGCCUUUGCUCCUUGUAUUUUC
Messenger RNA from Mycetomoellerius zeteki, 4664 nucleotides. RefSeq names its product Hecw ubiquitin protein ligase (gene Hecw). Gene Ontology annotation, cellular component: cytoplasm. Gene Ontology annotation, biological process: protein ubiquitination; ubiquitin-dependent protein catabolic process; regulation of dendrite morphogenesis. Bases 311 to 4216 code for a protein of 1301 amino acids. The record is from RefSeq and is a predicted model, not a curated record. Lineage: Eukaryota; Metazoa; Arthropoda; Insecta; Hymenoptera; Formicidae. Gene Ontology annotation, molecular function: ubiquitin protein ligase activity; protein binding. The transcript is spliced from 10 exons.